Molecule: messenger RNA, 500 nt
Organism: Amoebophrya sp. A120
Lineage: Eukaryota; Dinophyceae; Syndiniales; Amoebophryaceae
Source: the annotation of a GenBank genome assembly
AGUCAGCGCGAAGAGGAGAUUACUACGCGCGCAGGAGGUCUUCUCGCGGGUGUUCGUGGUUCCCUCCGCUAGGCCACUCAGAAGAUGAAAGUCGUCCGCAGUUGGCUGCAUGCUGUGCGGAAUGUUGAGAACGAGCCCCCAGUUGUAUUGGUGCAAACGAUGGCCAUUUGGAUAUGGAACACGAACAAACUAGAUUGCAAAAGGAGCUGCUCUGGCAGCGUCUUGAAGGCUGUUUUGUAGUGGUUCUUGUCUCCAACGUGGUGGAGAAUUCACGAAAUAGGUGUAGCGAAAUCCUAAACAGGUGUUUGGUUCAUUUCAUGAGUUCCAUCAUCAGCAACCUGAAGCCGCAUGGUACGGCCUUCCACGGCAAAUCUGGGGCAUUCGGAAAACAAACAAAUAAACAGCUUUUCUUGUUUGACUCUCUCUCGAGUUUGCAACAGAACUUCCGAACAACUUCAAACUUCUGUUUCACGAACGAACACACCAGCAAGACGGUAGGC